Mercurialis annua (annual mercury) is the source of this 1563-nucleotide messenger RNA. RefSeq names its product probable protein phosphatase 2C 9. Gene Ontology annotation, cellular component: cytosol; nucleus. Gene Ontology annotation, biological process: protein dephosphorylation. Lineage: Eukaryota; Viridiplantae; Streptophyta; Magnoliopsida; Malpighiales; Euphorbiaceae. The record is from RefSeq and is a predicted model, not a curated record. Gene Ontology annotation, molecular function: protein serine/threonine phosphatase activity. The coding region runs from base 368 to 1219 and encodes 283 amino acids. The transcript is spliced from 6 exons.
AGAUGCAAGUCUUCUUCGGUGGCAGCCUUCUCUUUUAUUAAUGAAAGGCCCCUUUGAUUGACCCCAUUUUAUUUUUCAUCAAAUUCUUUGUAAACAGUCUUCAUUUUCCCCUUUUUCUUUACAAACUGCGACUAAAUUAUCUUCCUAAAAACAAACAGAGCCUUAGUUCAUCUCUGUCUCUGUUACUGCAAAAACACUCUCCAACAAAAACGGUUCAUGAAAUUCAUAUUGUUUCUGUAGCCAAAAUCAUUCUUUUCUAUCAGAACAACACAUUGUUUAUCUAGUCAGGAAGUUGGAUCGGGAAUUGGGUUUGGAGCUCCAAUAGAGGAAGUGGAUGGUGUGAUUUUAAAUUGAACAAUUUGAUCUUAUGGAUAGCUUGUGCUGCUUUGGUACUUCCUGCUCCCAGCUUGUAGGAGGACGAUCAUCAUCAAGCUCUGGUAAGGGAAAAAGCCAUGAUGGCAUAAUCAAGUAUGGUUUUAGUCUAAUGAAAGGGAAAGCUAAUCAUCCCAUGGAAGAUUAUCAUGUUGCGCAGUUUGUGCAGAGUCAAGAACACGAGUUAGGGCUUUUUGCUAUUUAUGAUGGACAUUUGGGAGAUGCUGUACCUUCAUAUCUGCAAAAGCAUUUGUUCUCCAAUAUCCUACAGGAGGAAGGGUUCUGGGUUGACCCGAACAGGUCUAUCUCAAAAGCAUAUGAGAGAACAGACCAGGCAAUUCUCUCUCACAGUCCUGACUUGGGGCGUGGUGGAUCUACUGCUGUGACCGCAAUUCUCAUAAAUGGUCAAAGAUUAUGGAUAGCUAAUGUUGGAGAUUCAAGAGCUGUACUUUCAAAAGGGGGUCACGCUAUUCAAAUGACUACAGAUCAUGAGCCUAACACCGAACGGGGAAGCAUAGAGCACAGGGGAGGCUUUGUCUCAAACCUGCCAGGAGAUGUCCCUAGAGUUAACGGGCAGCUGGCAGUUUCUCGGGCGUUUGGAGACAAGAGCCUUAAAUUACAUCUGCGAUCAGAUCCUGAUGUACGAGAUGGCAACAUAGACAAUAGCACAGAUGUCUUAAUCCUGGCAAGUGAUGGCCUUUGGAAGGUGGUCUCAAAUGAAGAGGCUGUUAACAUUGCAAAGAGAAUUAAAGACCCACAGAAAGCAGCUAAGCAGUUAACAGCUGAAGCAUUAAAAAGAGAGAGUAAAGAUGAUAUAUCAUGCGUCGUCGUUAGAUUUAGAGGAUAAAGCUUUUUUGAUGAUAUUAUUAUUAUUAUCAUCCAGGUGUCACGUAUAUAUAUCAUGAGAGUUCCUUUACACAUUAGACAAAAACAACAAUACAUACUUGGUUGGUGGUACCGGUUGAGGAGUUUUUCGUUGUUCGGAAAUUCGUCAAAGGAUGAGGAAGCAUAGGAUGGUUCCGUUCGCCACCCUCUGUGAAUUUGUUUAUUUGAUUAGGUUCUGGUGUAUGAUUUUGUUUCAUUUCUUUUUUGAAUUAAAUUAGAAAAUUUGUGUACAUUAUUAUCAUGUAAUCUGCAAAAGAUCUUGUAAUUUUGUUUUGUUAAGAAUAUGGUUCUUGAGUGCCGAGUGAA